ACAGGAAAAUCGAUCUAUCUAUGGCUUGUUUGGUCUGUGAACCAAACAUGUUCAUAUUCCAAUAAGCACUUCAAGAAUCGUGCGUACUAUGUAGUUAUUUGUCUGUGUCGUUAUAAAAUACAGUCGGAUAUCAGAAUUAAGUGAAAUUACAAAGGUAUGAGCUGUGCUAUGUAUUUGGAUGCAAAAGUUUCUUGAAACUGCCCUGUCUAUGAUCAAUAGAGUUUGCGGAUGUUUUGGUUAAAGUGUCCUGAUAUGGAGUAAGCAGUAUUGUAAAAAUUCAAUAUUUGUUCCUGUGAGGAUUGCGUGAAUGGAUAUAGUUGCAGUGUGGCCAUUAAAAACCUAAGCCUUAUACCAGAAAUAUUCUCUACGCCAAUAAAAUGUUGCAAUUUUACGCUGUUUCAGAUUCUAUUUGUUUAUCUUGGUCUGUCGCAGACAUAAAAACGCGCUGAUGCAAUAUAUUAAAUAUCUAUGUUCACGUUAGUUUUAUUUGGAAUUCGGAAUCAAUCGCCAUGUUUGGUUACCGGACUGUACAACGUGCUUGUGAGCUCAGUUUUAUCUGUCGUCUGUUUGUGCCUUCGGAUUUAUAUAUUCAGUGUAAAUUUUCGUGAUUGGUUCUUAGUUCAAUAUUUAAACUACAUUUGGAAUAUGGGAAACGAAGGGAGUCUGCCGUCUGAUUCCGAGAGCCAGGUAUCAGACUGGCAGUCGAUUUACUCUUACGGCUCACGUGCCGGAAGAAGAUCUUCGUUGGGUUCCAUGCGGAUACCUUCUCCCAUGGACCCACCGGAACCGGAUCUUAGCCAUCUGUCACCAGAUGAAGUUGCCAAAAUACGUGAAGUUAUUGGAAGAGCAAAAGAAAUGAAAGAUGAAGAAAACAAAAGAAUAAGGAAACUCGAAGAGGAAUAUGUCGCAUACACUGCUGAUGUUGAGAGACGAACAAGUGAGGUUGUGGCUUCGGCAGGAGAACUGAACAAAGACUCUCCACUAUGUCCUAUAUGUCUGGCCAGUGAGCUGAAAAUACAAGAAGGCAAAAUGACGGAAGGACAAAAUGUGUGUGCCGAUUGUGGAAACCUUACGUGUCUUAAAUGUGGAGAAAUGGAGCAGUCUGUCACAUCAAAAGAAAUGGAAUGGGUAUGCCACGUGUGCCACAAGAGAAGACAACUCGUCCUUAGUUCCGGUCUCUGGCAUCCCGGAUGUGACGUAGAUGAAGAUAUUCCACUAGCAAGGGAAGUGGAUCGGAGACUUCAUGAGCUUGAGAAAUCCAGUAUAGCACGAGGACCGUUAACACGCUCAGCGUCAGUGAACGGUUCAGACGGACGUCACGCUCCUGAAGGUGGCGCUUCAAUACAGCGUCAGAUGUCGCUUCCUGACUAUCACAUGCCAACGUCACUUUCCACGGGCCACACUCUUGAAGUUAUACCUGAGAGCGGAUUUAGCGAUAACGUUAGUGAUACAGCCAGUCCGGAGCCAGCUUGUACCAAAAUCGUUAGUCCGACGUGUUCCGAAGAUAUGAAAACAUCUGCUGUGUCAGUAACCUCGGUGACGUCAGCGAAUAGUGGCAGUCUUAGAGGUAAGUUUUAGAAACUUCUCUUACGGUUUGGUUUUACUGUUGGAAAUGCAUAUACAAAUUCUAACAUAUUUGCACGCAUUACAUAAAACUGAUAAUAUGGUAUUCUUUUUUUUCUUCAAAAGUAUGCUUGCAAAGCGGGACUCAA
Molecule: messenger RNA, 1712 nt
Organism: Mercenaria mercenaria
Lineage: Eukaryota; Metazoa; Mollusca; Bivalvia; Venerida; Veneridae
Exons: 5
Coding region: 469-1578 (369 amino acids)
Biological process (GO): positive regulation of synaptic transmission; calcium ion-regulated exocytosis of neurotransmitter; regulation of membrane potential
Cellular component (GO): presynaptic membrane; cytoskeleton of presynaptic active zone
Molecular function (GO): transmembrane transporter binding; small GTPase binding
Source: RefSeq, a predicted model, not a curated record